Ceraceosorus guamensis is the source of this 2351-nucleotide messenger RNA. RefSeq names its product DNA glycosylase. The record is from RefSeq and is a predicted model, not a curated record. The transcript has 4 exons. Gene Ontology annotation, molecular function: damaged DNA binding; 8-oxo-7,8-dihydroguanine DNA N-glycosylase activity. The coding region runs from base 336 to 2351 and encodes 671 amino acids. Lineage: Eukaryota; Fungi; Basidiomycota; Exobasidiomycetes; Ceraceosorales; Ceraceosoraceae. Gene Ontology annotation, cellular component: nucleus. Gene Ontology annotation, biological process: nucleotide-excision repair; base-excision repair; base-excision repair, AP site formation.
GAUUGAUACCUCCACACCCCGAACUACAGCCCGCACCUCCGCCGGUCAGUCCUCGCCGGAAGCUCUCAUUGUGCACCAUUCGCAACCGUCAUCAUCCCAUCCAUCCUCUCUUCCUCACUCGUUUCGUCCCGACUCUUCGCGUACUCGCAUUGCCGUACUGGAGCCCUGUAUUGCAGCCUGCGUCGGCGCGUGAACAUUAUCCUCCCUGUGGCCAGACCCUAGCGAGCAACAUCCUAUUCAUUCGCUGCAAAACCAGGCGAUGUUACGUAGCCGCGGCGAGGCAUGGCUUUGCAGCUCUGCGAAGCACGUUAAAUUGUCAAGCACACUCUUUCACCAUGUCCAGUACUGUGGGGAUCUCGAGAGAUGCUACACUCGUCCCAGGUAGCCCACCUAUCCCACCUCGACCACCUCCAGGCUACGCAUCCCUCCGCGUCUUGCCUUCCGAGAUACUCCUGGAGCUCACCAUUUCCAACCGGUGCGGACAGGCGUUCAGAUGGCGAGCCAUUGAUGUAUGGGAGCCGGUCGAUCGAGAGAAGGCAGAAUAUCCAGCUAGAAAUUUAUCGUCGGUGGUGACGAAGGAUGAGAGCUUGGUAGAUGCUGCCGUUGCGAAUCGCCCCAUCAAGGCGGAUCCAGACCAAAAUGAUACAUCAUCUGCAUGGCCCAACGCACACCAUGACGACGUGGGGGUGAAGGCCGAGCAUGGGCAGAAGACAGAGUCCACUUCGUCAUUUACCAGUGAUGUCGAGUGGCAACGGUGGACCGAGUACUCAAUGGCGCUAUCCGAUCGAGUGAUCCUGCUGCGCCAAGACGUCUCUAGAGGCUACGUCUACCAUCGUACACGGCUUCCCGAUGCAAUUGAGGCUCAGCUUAGCAGAUACGAUUACGUCGAGCUAUACGAAAGGGGCACAGAUGCGUGGCUCAGAGACUAUCUCAAUAUCCGAGUGCCGCUGGAUCAAAUGUAUCAGGAGUGGGCGGACAAGGACAAAGUGUUUGCAAGAUUUGCCAAGCGUUUUGCAGGCGUCAGGAUGCUUAGACAAGAUCCCUGGGAAUGCUUGUGCGCAUUCAUAUGCUCCAGCAAUAACAAUAUCGCACGGAUAGGUCAAAUGGUUAUGGCACUGAGCCAUCGAUACUCUCCGCCUCUCCUCACGCUCGAAUAUCCCCCACCUCCGCCGAACACUGGCACUGAUGCUACUUCCACGGGCGUUCAAGCGGGAGCAACGCGAAUAACGUACCACCCCUUCCCUGCUGCCGCAGCCCUGACUUCCGAGGAUGUGGAAGGCACGUUGAGGAACGAGCUUGCUUUCGGAUAUCGAGCAAAAUAUAUUUGGCAAACAGCCAGGGUCCUCGCUCAAACGCAUGUCGGCGCGGAGCCGGACUGUGGAUACGAGUGCAGGCUCGCAUUGGAAGGUUCGAAUCUUGCUUCUUUCGAUGGGACUCCACGGAAUUUGUCAAGACCUGCGACUCCGCCUCCUACUCCGCGGAAGAGGAAGCGUACGAAAACGGAUGCUAAAGGCUUUGCCAAAGAAGGUGAAGGCAGCGCUUCGACAGAAAGCAAUCGCUUGCAAACGACACACUCGCCCACGUCUUUCCUACACUCCUUGAGAUCCAUGACAUACCCUGAAGCCCGUGCGGAGCUGAUCAAGUUCCAAGGAGUCGGGCCAAAAGUUGCAGACUGCAUUUUGUUAAUGUCGAUGGACCAGCCCUCUAGUAUUCCCGUCGACCGGCACGUCUAUCAGGCUGUCUGUCGAGUCAUGAAAUUGACUCGUCUUGUCCUACCAACCAAGUUCGCGGCGCGCUGGUACGGCAUGCGGGUGAAAGAAGGCAACAAGGGCUACGAAGAGCUCGCCGAUCGCUUCAGGCAGCUUUGGGGAGAGUAUGCAGGCUGGGCACACUCGGUCAUUUUUACUGCGGAUUUGCGCUCGUUCCAGAACUACAAAGUCGAGGCUGUGAAUGGCGAGAAGGUGAAGCAGGAAGACUUGCGUAGCUCAAUGGAGCUGCCGGGGCUCAACAUGAUCGACGCCAAGCCUUUCAUUCCGACACCUCCGGCUGCUCCUCUCGUUGCUGCACAGCCAGAAACUGAGACACUUACACCAAUGCUACUCAAGCAAGUUGACACGAGCAGCUAUCAUCGACCGCGAAGGCCAGUAUCGAGGCGCAUUCAAACCCUUGAAUCUGCUAGCGCUGGCAAAGAACCCACACAUAGGCCAACGCCGCACGGAAAGGCCAGCAGUCCAUUGCGACCUUCCUCUCAGGCGCAGACAGGUAGCCCUGCUGAGAACGCCCACGGCGAUACGACGCCUUCGACAACGAUGGCGGAUAGAGUCAAGACCACGCGGCGGAAAAGGGCGUAA